GAAGGUAGUUUAAUAACGUUGUCUAAAUGGAAGUAAUAGAGCUUCAAGCAGGCACUUAUCUGCCGAAAAAUUCAAUGUUUUUGUCGGAUAAAACACAGGUCGAGACUGUAGCUGUAAUCGAAGCUGGUGUACAUCUUUUAAUGCUGGCUAUUUUGACGAUUGAAAUAGUCGCCGUUUAUGCGCAUGAUCAUCGAAAAGAUGUUGAAUUUAUUCUUAUGUGGACGUAUUUUUACUUUAACCAUGGUGGUUGUGUUCUUAGCUCAGUCUUCCUGUACGUGUCUGUUUCAAAAAUGAACAUAGGUCGUAUACAAUCGUAUAUUAAAUUCGCAGCAAUAUUUUACGUUAUAUGGUUAGUUGCAACUCUGGGGGAACUGGUUGCCAUAGAAGCUCCACACUCACUCGUCUUAGCGAUAAUAAUAGCAUUAGCUCUGUACAAACUCUUGUCCUUGAUAAUUGUUCAUGCAUUUCUAAAGCGUUGGAGUUGGAAGAAAUUUUCGACGUCACAUUAUCAAUUGAGCGUUGCUGACAUUCAGACGUUUGAAAAUGGAAACGAGUACCAGCAAUCUGAUUUUCCCGGAGAAAGUUUUGAUUCGCUUCCUUACAACAAAGCUUACGAAAUUCCAUUCGAAAAUCUUUCGCUGGAUUCAAUCCUAUUGGGAAAAGGGAGAUUUGGCCGAGUGCUGAAGGGGAAUCUCAAAACGGAUUCGUCUGAAGGUUACUUAACAGUGGCUGUAAAAACAAUUGAAUCCCAUGCAGACGGCUGUUAUAUCCGUUCACUCUUGGCCGAACUGAAAAUUCUGUCUCGUGUCGGACAGCACGAGCAUAUUGUAAAUCUUAUUGGAGCUUGUACUGGUGAACUCAAACAACGGAAAUUGUACAUUGUUGUGGAAUUUUGUGCGCACGGUAGCAUUGAAAAUUACAUUCAGGCGAGAAAAGGAUUUUUUGAAAAUAUGAUCGUUGACGACCAGAUAUUGAUUGUUACCAAUACGGUUCGUAACACUAAUUACAUACAAUUGUAUGAAAAUGUGACCACGUUGGAUAUGUUGAACUGGGCCUACCAGACAUCGCGCGGAAUGGAGUAUUUAGCAAACAAAAAUAUUAUACACGGAGACCUUGCAGCUAGGAACAUUUUGCUCACCGAAAAUCUGUCCAUCAAAAUUGCGGACUUCGGACUAAGCAGAUAUUUAUACGACAAGCUAAAUUAUAUCAAGAAACAGGAGGACCCACUUCCAUGGCGCUGGAUGGCUGUGGAAAGCCUUUGCUCCAGAGAAUUCUCAACAAAAACCGAUGUGUGGUCAUAUGCAAUCACCCUCUGGGAAAUGUUCACACUAUGUGAGACACCUUUUCAAGACUUCAAUUGGUCCGAGGAAUUUGUAAAUAUGAUCAAAAAAGGAUAUCGACUCCAACGGCCGGUUCUUUGUACAUCUGGAAUUUACGAACUGAUGUGCUCAUGUUGGGAAUUGGAUCCAAAGUGUAGACCAGAUUUUCGUGAUGUUUGCGAAUAUUUCGCGAAAGUUAUUAAUGCCGUGAAGGCUCAGUCUUAAUUGUUAUAACGACUCGAUUGUAAGAGAC
Messenger RNA from Bradysia coprophila, 1572 nucleotides. Its product is annotated as receptor-like tyrosine-protein kinase kin-16. Gene Ontology annotation, molecular function: ATP binding; transmembrane receptor protein tyrosine kinase activity. NCBI's taxonomy places the organism in Eukaryota, Metazoa, Arthropoda, Insecta, Diptera, Sciaridae. Gene Ontology annotation, cellular component: signaling receptor complex; plasma membrane. The record is from RefSeq and is a predicted model, not a curated record. Gene Ontology annotation, biological process: positive regulation of kinase activity; cell surface receptor protein tyrosine kinase signaling pathway; protein phosphorylation.